Molecule: messenger RNA, 6414 nt
Organism: Solanum pennellii
Lineage: Eukaryota; Viridiplantae; Streptophyta; Magnoliopsida; Solanales; Solanaceae
Exons: 3
Coding region: 2499-3602 (367 amino acids)
Source: RefSeq, a predicted model, not a curated record
UGUCUUUCUCAAAUUUCUGAUUGACCAACAAAAAAAACACUCAAAAACAUGUUGUUUUCCCCAAAUGAAAAAACUAAUAUGCAGGUAUCAUUGUUCUUCUUUCUCAUCAUACAUAGCUUCUAGAGUUUUAUAAGAGCUUCUCUUUGCAACACUAAAAAGCUUCCGAAAUCACAAGGCUUCUCGUUUUCUUUCUCGUCGGUCCAAAUCAAAGUCUCCUAAGAGCGUCUCUUUGAUGAUUUUGUUCAUAACUUUCUCGUCGGCUUCUCCAAACGAUUCCAUAUAUGCAGGAAACAGAUAGAUUCCUUCUAAAAGAAGUGACUCAAAAGGAAGCUCGAGAGGUAAAAGAAGAAGAAUGAAUUAGAGUGGAAGAUGAGGAAUAAAAGGUGAAACAAAGCCAGGGGCAUAUGGAAGAUGAGUGCACAAUUAAAAGGAGGGAUGAAGAAAUCAGGAAAAGGAAGGAACGGGAAAAUGGAAGAAGAUCCAACGAGGAUCAGGAAUAGGGGGACCAGUCAAUGAAUCAAGUACAAGACAAAGGUAACUCUGAGUUCAUUGCAAGAACUCAGAAUCAACAAAACACAAGUCAGAAAGAAGAGCUCAAACAGGGUGCUAUACACAGUUACUCAAAGAAUCAUCAGGUAAAACAAAAACAAAUAAGCAAUAUUCCUAAUUCAAAAGACCAAGAUCACCAAGAGGAAAUUCCAGAGGAACAGUGGCAUACACAGAAAAAGAGGCAACAAAAAAAUCAAGAUUAAACCACCUCCAAGGCAGUUUUGAAACCUGUCUCACCUCCAAAGCAAAGAAGUAGUAAGAGCCACCAAUAGGAGCAGGAUACAACAGGUAUAACUAAAUUUCAGACUCAUAGUAUUUUUUCUAGCCAUGAAAUGCAAGAACAACAAGAGGGAAACCAAACAGGAGAAGGAAACACCAGGCAGGCUGCUUAUCAGGUAGACCAACCAAAAAAUGGGACUGCUAAGGACCCAGCUAUAAGAAAAAACCUCACCACUCAUAACAUACAAAACCAAUAAGCUGAUACAGCCAACAAAAAUAAAUGCAUAGGAAUUGACUCAAUGCUCCCAAGUCCCAAUUCCCCCAAUUUUAUUAAUGUUGAUGAUGGUUUUAUUGAAGAAGUUGUUGGAGGCAUGGAUGGGGGGUGUCAGGAGAAAACCUCUAACAUGCAGGAUGGUGUUACUAAAUGGGGAGUUUGACUCAUGUUCUGCAUGAGGGGUUGGUUGACCUUAGGUCUGACUUUAGAGCCUUUGAAAUUUCUAAGAACAGCAAGCAACAAGGAGAGAAACAGCAGGUCCAACAACAUUCUACAUAUAAUAAAGAAAAACAGCAAAUUGAAAAAGAGGAAAAGAAAGAAAAAGGGGAACAUGAUGCUUCUUGUACUCCGGAAAGUACUCCAAGAGCAAAAACAAGCCCAGCAAAUAGAAAAGGGAUGCUGCUAAAAGGAGACAGAAUAAGCUUCAGACCAAUGACAAUGAUCAAGAACAACAAAAGAGGGAGGAAUCAUGCAACAAAGUUGUUAUGGUUGAUGAUAAUCUUCAGGCUCAACAUAUGACUCCUCCUCCUUCUGAACCACCAGAUAAGAGACAACAAAUAUCUAAGAUGAACACAGUGCCUAAUUUUGAUGAAUAUGUUGUGGAUAAUUCUGAGGAUGAAAUAGAUGGGGAUAAUCACUCCUUAGAAGAGGGUUAUGAGGAUGAUGAGACUAUUGAGGCCCUUAUUAACGUCUUUACUCCUCAUAAUGAUCAGACCUUAGAGUAAGAGAUCACACAUGUGGCACAAAAUCAAUGUUUAUCUCCAAGGGGUUUCCAUCAAGACAAAUUUCACUUCAAGAAGCAAGAUGUCAAUACAGUCACAGCUGGCAGACCUAAUACUAGGCUCUUUUCCUCUAGAUCUUCCAAAUGAUUAGUACAAUUGUAUGGAAUGUGAGAGGGCUCAACACUCAAGGGGGGUUGGAGAGACUCAAAAUGCUCAGAAAGCUUCACCAAUUAUCUGUUAUCACUAUUUUGGAACCUUUUUAUGAUAUUGUCCAUGUUCAAAGCUUUAAGGUCCAUUUAAAUAUGGAUAAUGCUACGAGUAAUUGUAAUGGUAAAAUUUGGGUUCUUUGGAGCAAUGAUAUUGAUUGUAAUAUUCUUGAUGAAGAUGAAGAGAAAAUCACUUGCAACAUGAAACACAAUGAAUUACAAUAUCAAUUACUAGUACCUUUGUCUAUGCUAAAUACAAAUAUCACCUCAUGAGACCUCUUUGGGACAAAAUGAUUCAGCAAGCCUCUUUGAAUGAGAACCCUUGGUUGUACUGUUGGACAUUUUAAUGUCAUAACUUCUGUGGAGGAAAAACAUUGAGGGGUGCCUUACAACAUGAGGAAGAGUAUGGACUUUAUUACUGUCAUUGAAGACUGUGGCAUUUUGGACAUUGGUUUUAGUGGUCAUUAAUUCACAUGGUCUAACAAGAGGGGUAUAAAUCACAGAAAUUGGAAGAGGCUUGAAAGGGCUAUGGUAAAUGAUUUUUGGUUGGAAAAGAUGCCUCAAACCACUAUAACUCACUUGUCAUCUACUGGAUCUGAUCAUUGUCCUUUAUUCAUGAAAAUGGUUUCCACAACAAUUGAUCACACCAAGUACUUCAGAUUUCUCAACUGUUGGGUGGAUAAUCCUCAUUUAAUGGAAACUGUUGAAACCUGUUGGGAGAAGGAAGUAGUAGGUACUGGCAUGUUGAAAUUUCAAAAAAAAAUGAUAAGGCUAUCAAAUACUCUUAGUGUUUUGUCUAAGAGAGAAUUUGGUGAUAUUUUCCAAAUGCUUAGGAUGUAUGAGGAACAAGUGCAUAAAGCUGAAGAAAACUACAUCAAUAACCAAAGUGACUCAAAUACAAGCAUCCUUCAUGUAAUUAAUGCAAAGUACAUCAAAUUUCUCAAGCUGGAAGAUACUAUUUUGAAACAAAAAACCCAACUCCAAUGGUUUAAAGAAGGUGAUACUAAUUAUAAAUACUUCCAUUUAGUAAUAAGAGGAAGAAGAAGGAAGUUUUUUAUUCACAAAGUUUCCAAUGAAAAUGGAGAUUGGAUACAAGGCGACGACAACAUUGCUCAGGUAGCUUGUGAACACUUCAAAGGAAUAUUUACUGGUGAAGAAAAGCUUAUCAAUGAGCACACCUUGGAAUGCAUUCCAAGGGUGAUUAAUCAAGACCAAAAUGCUCAGCUUACCAUUGAGCCUAGCAUGGAUGAACCUAAAGAGGUUGUAUUGUCUAUGAAUCCAAAUUCUGCAGCUAGUCCUGAUGGUAUGAAUGGGUACUUCUUUCAAAAAUGUUUGCAUAUUAUCAAGAAUGAUCUAAUGGGGGUGGUUCAGGCCUUUUUCAGUGGACAAAUGAUUCCUAAGUACUUCUCCCAUUCUUGUAUUGUGCUGCUCCCUAAAGUGAACAAUCCAAACAAGCUCACUGAGUAUAGGCCUAUAAGUCUGAGUAACUUCACUAACAAAAUCAUUUUUAAGCUAAUGAGCAACAUACUUAGGCCUAUCCUCCCUGACUUAAUCUCUACUAAUGAAUCCGGGAUUGUUAAAGGUAGAAGUGUUUCUGAUAACGUCAUGCUUGCUCAGGAAAUCAUUCACUAAAUUAAAAAACGCAAUAUUGGUAGCAAUGUCAUCAUUAAACUUGACAUUGGAAAACGCUUAUGACAUUGUCUCUUGGUCAUAUAUUUGCCUUGUGCUGAGGAAAAUGGGAUUUGCUGAGGUUUUUAUUGUUAUGGUGUGGAGAAUAAUGGCUAAUAAUUGGUACUCAAUCAUUGUCAAUGGUAAGCGAUAUGGUUUCUUUCACUCCCCUAGAGGUCUCAAGCAAGGUGAUCCACUUUCUCCAUCCCUAUUUAUUUUAGGUGCUGAGGUACUAUCAAGAUCUCUAAAUAGGCUUCACAACCAUCUGGAUUAUCAUGGUUUCUUCAUGGAAAGGAGAGGGCGUCAGGUGAAUCAUCUGAGUUUUGUUGAUGACAUAAUUCUAUUCACAUCUGGAAGAUGCCAGACUCUAAAACUCCUAAUGGCAACUUUAAUGGAGUAUGAAGAUACUUCUGGGCAACUCAUCUAUGGAGACAAAAGCCACUUUACGCUACACUCUAAUGCUUUCAAUAGCACUAGAGAUAGAAUAAAGAGGCUGACAGGUUUCAAAAAAAAGCAAGGCACUAUUAAUUACCUAGGUUGCCCUUUAUUUUUUGGUAGGCCUAGAAAUAUCUAUUUCUCUGAUCUUGUUAACAAGGUUGUUUGCAGGAUUACAGGUUGACAAACCAAACAAUUAAGGUAUGGAGGCAAGGCAAUUCUUACCAAACAUGUUCUUCAUGAUCUUCCUAUCCACCUUCUAUCUGCAGUAACACCUCCAAUUACAAUACUCAGGCAAAUCCAAGGGCUUAUAGCUGACUUUUUUUGGGGAUGGAAAAAUGAUAGAAAGAAGUAUCACUGGGCUUCAUGGAAAAAUCUAAGUUACCCUUAUGAUAAAGGGGGUGGGGGUGGGAAUGAGAAACUUGCAAGAUAUUUGAAAAUCUUUUCAAUUCAAACAGUGGUGGAUCUUCAAAACAAAACAAAAACUGUGGGGAGAAUUUUUGAGAGAAAAAUAUUGUCAAAGAUCAAACCAAGUAAGCAAAAAAGGGGAUAACGGAGAUUCACUAACCUGGAAACAGAUGCUUAUGAACAUACAGCAUGUUGAGCAACACAUCCAUUGGAAGCUUCAAGCUGGGAAUUGUUCAUUUUUGUGGAAUAACUGGUUGGGCAGUGGACCACUGGCUGAGUUUACCACUAAUAGCAAUGGAUUUAAUAAUUCUACUGUGGCUGAAUAUUGGGAAGAGGGGAGCUGGAGUUGGAGAAAACUGUUACAGCAUGCUCCAGCCAGUCAAUUCUCUAACCUUCUGGCAGCAGAGAUCUCUCCACAGCAACAGCUACCUGAUCAACCAGUGUGGAAGCUCAAUAACCACGACAGUUUUAGCUGUUCUUCAUCUUUGAAAGAAAUCAGAAACAAAAGAGCCAAGAAUCAAUUUAACUCGAUGCUAUGUCAUAAAAACAUUCCCUUUAAAUAUUGUUUUCUUUUAUGGAGAACCCUAAGGGGUAAACUCCCUACAAAUGAAAGAUUGACUAACUUUGGCAUUGAGCCAUCACAUUGUUUCUGUUGUCUUGGUAGAGAAGGUAUGGACAGCAUAGAACAUACAUUCAAUUCAAGGCAUAUGCAGCCAAGGUAUGGAGCUUUUUUUGCAGGUAGUGCAGGCCUACAGCCAGACCACUCUUCACUGCAGCAGCUGCUACAACAAUGGUGGACAGCCAAGCCGAGAAAUCCAGCCCACAAACUGCUGCUACAAGCUACGCCAAUAUUCAUCUGCUGGAAUCUGUGGAAGAACAGGUGUGCCUGCAAGUAUGUCGGUAAAGCAAUAAACAUCAGGAGAGUUAAAUAUGCAAUCUACAAGGACAACUACAAGAUGUUGAACACUGCAUUUCCUCAAGUUAACUGACCGGCCAAGUGGACAAUUUAAUGCAAAAGAGUGAAAAGUGUGUGCAUGACAUCAAAGUGAGCAUGGUGAAGUGGCUUAAACUUGUAGACCAGUGGCUCAAAGUGAACAGUGAUGGCAGUGCACUCAUGAACCCUGGCAGGAUGGGGGCUGGUGGAAUCCUGAGAGACAAACAAGGCAAAGUGGUGAUGGCUUUCGCAACACCACUUGGAGAAGGAACAAACAACAAAGCUGAAAUAGAGGAAACCAUCAUUGGUUUAACUUGAGCACUUGAGCUUGCAUACAGGAACAUAAUUUUGGAACUUGAUUCUCAACCAGUAGUGCAAUGGGUCCUAAAGAAGGCAGUCUCUCAAUGGAGCAUCAUCACUCAACUUGGAAGGCUGCAACAUCUUAUCAAUCAAGUAUACAACUUCAAAUGCAUCCAUGUAUUCAGAGAAGCUAAUUGCAUAGCGGAUGGAUUCUCAAAACAUAGUCACAGCAUUGCCACUCCCCAGGUAUAUUUCAACAGCCACCAACUACCGAAAGAAGCAAAGGCCUACUAUCAACUCGACUUAUUGGAGAUGCCUAACGUUAGAAGAAGGAAGACAAAGAGAAUUUUUGAACUUCCUUGAGGUUGUAUACAUUUUCAACUUAGCUAUAAUUAAUUAUAGCUACUUUGAAUAGGUUAAUUUAGUUUAUAGGAUUUCUUGUAAAGGGAGAGUCUCCCUAGAUUAUGCUUCCUAGAUACUUUGUAUUGAGUGGAGUUCUCUCCUUAGGUGCUUAGUAUUUCAGUUUCAUCUUUUGUGUAAGGGGAGGAGUUGACUUCCUUUUGGAAAGUUGACUCUAAACCUUCUUAGGUGGGAGGUUAGGUUUAUGUCCCCCUCCUUGUAUUUUUUUUGUUAGUAAUGAUAAGGCCUGGGGGUGUUGCUCAGCUCCUACCCCUCCAAGGGUAAUUCAACCAAAAAAAA